Danio aesculapii is the source of this 1840-nucleotide messenger RNA. It is a transcript of the gene wipf1a, whose product is annotated as WAS/WASL interacting protein family, member 1a. The record is from RefSeq and is a predicted model, not a curated record. The transcript is spliced from 8 exons. NCBI's taxonomy places the organism in Eukaryota, Metazoa, Chordata, Actinopteri, Cypriniformes, Danionidae. Gene Ontology annotation, molecular function: actin binding. The coding region runs from base 189 to 1730 and encodes 513 amino acids.
AAAUGCAUGUGGUCACAUUCGUUUGCAUGCGUCCGCUCGUAGAGUUGCAUGAGAAGUGUUGGCAGCAGCAGCAAGGCACUCUCUGAUUGGUCUGCGGAGGAAAACGUUCACCCAAACUGCGGAUCUGUGGAGUCCAGAUGCUCGAGCUCAGUCCUUCAGGCUAAAAGUGAAACGACAGAAAAGAGAACAUGCCUGGACCUCCACCGCCUCCGCCUGGACCUCCUCCUACCUUUUCUCAGGCGAACACAGAGAAGCCGAAUCUGAGCAGAAAUGAGCAGCAAGGGAGGAACGCUUUGCUUUCAGACAUCAAUAAAGGGGCUCGACUGAAGAAAACCGUCACCAAUGACCGCAGCGGCCCAGUGCUAGACAAGCCCAAAGGAGGUGGAGGAGGAGGAGGAGGAGGUGGAGGUGGAGGAGGAGGUUUUGGGGGCGGAGCGUCAGGUGGAAUGGGCGGCCUGUUUCAAGGUGGAAUGCCAAGACUGAAAUCAGCAGGAAACAGAGAUGGCAAUGUAAGAGCACCAAUGCCCCCAUCAGGCGGAAGAUUUCCAGCACCCAGCAGCCCAGCCGGAAGAUUCCCAGCUCCCAGCAGCCCUGCAGGAAGCAGACCACCAGUCCCUGGUCCAGGACGUCCUUCUCCUGGGAGAGCCGGACCACCACCCAUCCCAUCGUCAUCACGUUCACCCCAGCACAGCUCUCCUGGAGGACCACCACCUAUUCCUGGAGGACGGCCACAGGGUUCCUCUCCAGGUCCACCACCCCCAAACUCAUCAGGCAGACGAACAAGCUUUCCUCAACCUCCAAGGGAGUCUCAGUCCUCCUUUCCUCCACCUCCAAGAGAGUCCUCCUUCCCUCCACCCCCAAGAGAAUCCUCCUUCCCUCCUCCCCCAAGAGAGUCCUCCUUCCCUCCUCCUCCUAGAGAGUCCUCCUUUCCUCCUCCCCCAAGAGAGUCACAUUCCUCCUUCCCUCCUCCUCCAAGAGAGUCCCAGUCCUCUUUCCCACCACCCCCAAUCCCUGCAAGUGGCCGGCCUCCAUUACCCUCAAUCCCCGGCAGGCCUCAAGCAGAUGACUUCCCUCCACCUCCACCACCUGCUGGAGGAAGAAGAGAGUCAUUCUGUAGAGAUGGACCUCUACCACCACCUCCACCAUCAACUGAAUGCAAACCAAUGGGUUCUCAGAGGCCUAUGGGAAAUGCACCUCCAUCACUGCCUCCAGGGAGAGGGGGAGCACCACCCAUCCCACCAUCAUCACGGGAUGAGCCCAGCACUAGAGGAGCUUCACGAAACAGCCUUCCUCCUCCACCACCACCAGGACGCACUAGUCCUCUACCACCACCACCAUCCAAUGAGAGACCACCUCCAUCAGGAAAAUCUGCACGCUCAGGUUCUCUUCCUCCUCCUCCACCUGCAGGAGGAAACAGAGGUGGAGCGCCUCCUCCUGUUCCUCCUCCUAAUCGUCCUGGUGGAUCCGGCAGACCCUCUUUAGCCCCAGACCCUCCAGCACCCAGAGUGCCCAGCUUCCCUCCUGCACCACAAUCUGAUUCCAUCAACGGCUACCAGUGUCCUCCACCGCCAGCCUCAGAUGAGUGGGGGAUGAGGUUUUCUUUCCACUCUCUGUCUGAAUUACCUCCACCAGAGCCAUACAUCUCCUUCUCCAAGUCUUACCCGAGCAAAUCUGGAGGCAAAGGAAUAAAAGAUAGAGGAGCGCCACCUUUGCCCCCAAUUCCCAGAUGAAAUGGCUUGAUUUAACUGCUGAAUAAUGUUUGAGUUAUGUCCAUUGUUUUUUCAUGCAUUUUGAGUAUACCAGUUUAAAAAAAACAUCAUUAAAGUGCAUUCUGUCAUCA